Molecule: messenger RNA, 5800 nt
Organism: Argiope bruennichi
Lineage: Eukaryota; Metazoa; Arthropoda; Arachnida; Araneae; Araneidae
Product: CD109 antigen-like
Exons: 36
Coding region: 341-5065 (1574 amino acids)
Cellular component (GO): extracellular region
Molecular function (GO): endopeptidase inhibitor activity; protein binding
Source: RefSeq, a predicted model, not a curated record
UUGACAUUCCCCUCUUCGGACUGGACUACGAUCAGCUCAAAAUCCAAACACUCGUCUCAAAAUUUUUAGACAAAACUAUAUUAAAGAGCCUCUGAUAUGUUACAAAAUUCGAAUUAAAAACAGAAAUACAGGGGACGUUCUCUCUACAGCGUCUAGCCUCGGGCGAUGAAUACGAUUGGGGCGAAACCUGUGAAUUCCUUUCUUUACGGUGUCUAAACAACUUACCUGGUGCGUUGGACUCGUUUCAGACAUAUUUUUCCGUUGCUGUGAUAAUACCUUGAUGCUUCGAACUUUUAGUGAUUUCUUUGUGUUUAUUCGCAUUUAGCUAUUUAAGGUAGCAAUGCUUCUAAAAAUAUUUACUCUCUUGCUUGCCUCUGUUUUUUCUGUUUCCGGCCAAUUUCAAGAUACCUAUCCCCAAUUUGCAAGUGAUCUGCGUAGACAUCACCUUAAACAUGAACCGACUUAUUUUGUUAUGGCCUCUAAAAUGGUACGUCCAGGACAAGUCUACAGAGUUUACGUCAACGUCUAUCAGACGAUGUUUCCUAUAACUGUCAGAGCUUCUAUCCAGCGUGAUGGGGUCGAACUUGCAACAGCGCUUCAGGAAGUGAAGCAGAACAUUCCAGAAACACUCUUAUUAAAAGUUCCUACAUCUAGUGUGCCAGGGGAGUACAAUCUGCGUGUGGAAGGAAACGUGAACGGAGUCCUUGGCGGCACAGCGUUCAUCAAUGAAACCAAACUCACGUUUUCGCAGAGAUCGAUGACUAUAUUUGUGCAGACAGACAAGCCUGUUUACAAACAAGGCCAAAUAGUUCGCUUCAGAGCUCUUCCUAUUACUACAGGCUUGAAAGCAUUUCCGGAUGCUGUAGAUCUAUAUAUGUUAGAUCCAAGACGAACGAUUGUAAAGCGAUGGUUAUCAAGACAAACUAAUUUGGGUGCCGUUAGUCUGGAAUAUCCUUUGUCUCAGCAACCUGUUUAUGGAAAAUGGACAUUACAAGUAGUCGCUCAGGGACAAAUUGAAGAGCAUAAUUUCCUAGUAGAAGAAUAUUAUCAAACUCGAUUUGAAGUCAAUGUGACGAUGCCAACGUUUUUUACCGAUAAGGAACCAUAUGUAUAUGGCACAAUACAAGCCAAUUACACAAGUGGCGUUCCAGUCAAAGGAAACUUAACAGUAAUCGCAUCAAUAGAACCCCAUAGAAUGAACAACAGGGUACCUGCUUCUAAAAUUGAAAAAUUUUAUGCUAUUUUUGACGGAACAGUCGAUUUUAAAUUUCCUAUGAGCGAUUUCGCAGCUCUUGUCAACAAUCUGGACAAAUCGAAAGUCGCCAUCACUGCUUAUGUAGGAGAGCGGUAUUUGGAUAUCAUGGAGAAAGGUUUUUCCGAAGCUCUAAUAUUUAAUUCAGGGAUUAAAGUCGAGUUUUUAGGUGACAGUCCUCAAAUUUUCAAGCCUGGAAUGCCAUUUAGAGUGUUUGUUUCUGUGUUUUAUCGUGACGGUUCUCGAAUACCAAUUGAACACUUAAGUAGACAAAAGUUGCAGAUCAUUCCCAUUGUAGAAUUCUAUAACGGCGGCACUCGGCGUUUGAACACUCGACACGAGAAGAUGUCUUUACUACAUCCUGGCAUUUGGGAAAUAGCUAUCGAUUUGCAAGCAGAGUUUUUAUCUAAAGAUGACAUCAAAGAUAUAAGAAUGAUGACAUUAGAGGCGUACUAUUUUGACGAUUAUACAUCAGAGCAAGCGAAAGCGCUUUUGAAAGUGUAUGGCUCCUUCUCUGAGACUAACAGGCAUCUUCAGGUGACGACCAGUACUCGAACACCCAGGGUGGGCGAAUACAUCAUUUUUCAUGUAAGGGCAAAUUAUUAUGUGGAAACAUUUUCAUAUGUGCUAGUAUCGAAAGGUAUCAUUCUCCUUGCUGGUCAAGAGACGAUGUCGUCCAGUAUCAAGACAUUUGCUGUCUCUCUGUCUCCUGAGAUGGCACCCACCUCGACCAUCGUCGUCUACAGCGUAGCGAGGGAAGGAGAAGUGGUGGUAGACAGCCUGACAUUCCCAGUAGAUGGCAUUUCCCGAAAUAACUUUACCGUCACACUGAACAACAAAAAGGACAAGACGGGCGAUACGAUUGAAGUGGUUGUGGUCGGAAGACCGUCAUCAUAUGUUGGAAUAGCUGCUCUGGACAAAGCGCUAUAUGAUAUGAAAGGAGGAAACGAAUUCAGCCAUGCAGAAGUUUUGAGAAAGAUGAGCCUCUUCGACGAAGGAACGAACGGAACUCUGACUCACAUCUGGAUGUCUAAAGAAGGGAAUUUGGAAGACGUUGUCCACUAUCCUGCAGCGACAUACGGUGUUGAUGCCGCUUCCACUUUAGACUUUGCUGGGCUUAUUGUUUUCACUGAUGCAAACGUUACAAGAAGACCUGAUUACUGCAAUGAAACCUUAGGUUAUUUUACUUGUCUUGAUGGAAAAUGCUAUAGAUAUGAAAAACAAUGCGACGGUUUCAAAGACUGCUCUGACGGAAUGGACGAAGCUGGAUGUCCCGAAUAUGAUGAUUUGAGAUUAAAGCAUUUUAAAAUGAACCGAAUCAAUCGCAUUCAACGAUUGUAUGACAAUUCUUGGCUAUGGCAUGAUAUUAAUAUCGGCCCUCUUGGUUAUUACAUUUUCAACGUUCCUGUACCCGAAAUUCCAACUCGCUGGAUGGUGCAAGCGUUCGGAAUGAAUACUAUUGAUGGAUUUGGAAUUCAAGACAAAUCUAUUGAAUUUUCAAGUGUCAGACCAUUUUAUAUGAAUGUCGAAAUGCCUACAAAAAGCAUGCAAGGAGAACAGAUUGGAAUUCGAAUUAGCGUCUUCAACUAUAUGUUUUACGAAAUAGAGGCGCUCAUAGUUGUUGCCAAUUCGCCAGAUUAUAAAUUUGUUCAUGUGGAAUCGUUUGGUAGAGUGGAGUCUUAUAAUCCCAGAACUUCAUUUGGAGAACACCAGCAUUUAGUUUUUAUAAAACCUGGGAAAGCCGUUGAAGUAUACAUGCCGAUCGUUCCAACUCGUUUAGGAGAUAUAGAAGUAAAUAUAAUGACAAAAUCACAGGUGGCUAAACAUGUUGUCACGAGAAAACUGCAUGUAGAAGCUGAUGGAAUACCGCAAUAUCGUCAUACUACAGUUCAGUUAGAUUUAAGCCAAGGGGCUUAUCUUAUAAAAUACUUGGACACGAACAUCACAGAAUCUCCUAUUGUACCCUAUAGGCAAGAGAGGUUAUAUAUGUUUGGAUCUAAUAGAGCCCAGGUGUCUGUUGUGGGUGAUGUCGUUGGUCCAGCAUUUGCAACUAUGCCUGUCAAUGCAAGUACUCUACUCCGCAAGCCAUCCUGGUGUGGUGAACAAAAUAUGUAUAAUUUUGCAGCUAAUUUAUACACCCUCCUGUAUCUCCGCUUGACAGGCCAAAGGCAGUCCGAAAUUGAAAAGCAAGCGUUCAGGCAUUUGAAUAUUGGCUACCAACGUCAACUCAGUUAUCAACUAGAUGAUGGCUCUUUCGUCCCAUUCCGUUACAAAUCCAGGCCAAGUGUUUGGUUGACAGCAUUCUGUGCCAGGAUCUUCCACAAGGCUACCUUCCAGGAGUGGGAAAAUUUCCUUUUCAUCGACCCCAAAGUGAUCGUUCGGGCUGCACGAUGGCUGCUGGAGCAUCAGACCCCCGAUGGAUCGUUUUAUGAAACAUCUCAAGAGCCCCUUGAUCGAAAAAUGGAUCAAUCUGUGGUUUCACCGUAUGGCAAUGUGCAAUAUAGGAACAUUUCAUUGACGGCUCAUGUUCUAAUUACGUUAUCAGAGCUUAAAGAUUUACAAGGGGAUGUUGGUUCCAAGCUUUCUACAGCUAGGCAUCAAGCUCAGAGAUAUCUGGAACGUAUGCUUCACAUAGUUAAGGAGUUACCAGAUCCUUAUGAAUUAGCCAUUGUUACAUAUGCGUUAACUAUUUCGAACAGCCCUGACGCCAACGAAGCCCUAAAUAUUCUGGAUUCGCGCAUGAGAGAAGAAAGUGGAAUGCGAUACUGGGCAAGAGAACGAGUGAAAGGCGCUACAGUGAAGAUCGAAAAUACCCGACCGUAUAUGAUUUCUCGCCUUCCCGACAAAUAUGAUGCAUCCAACAUAGAAGCUACCGCCUACGGCCUGCUUGUCCACGUAGAACGCAACGCCGUCAUUCAGAGAGAAAUCGUUGAGUGGCUGAACUCGCAAAGAUUGACAUAUGGCGGAUGGGCUUCUACACAGGAUUCUAUAAUAGCUCUGCAAGCAUUGAUUGAGCAUGCUAUACAGUCACGUGUGAGAGACGUCAUUGAUGUGAGUUUAACCAUCGAAAUACCUGCCGUUCCUGGAUUCAUCAAGCAUAUUCAUAUUGGGGAGGAUAAUUUAUCAAAGCAACAGAGUUUUGAGAUUGAUAAUGCAUGGGGUGUAGUCUUGGUCAGAGCGCAAGGAUCUGGCAUCGCAUUGGUGCAACUUUCUGUCCAAUACAACGUCGAUUAUCCACAUCUGCAAACACAGCCUCCUGUUCAGGCAUUUGAUUUGAAAGUGAAGGGCUAUUAUUAUGGAAGAAACAGCUCUCAUAUAGAAAUAAGUACUUGCCAAAGAUGGACAUUUUCAGAAGAAAGUGACAAAAGUGGAAUGGCUGUGGUGGAGGUUGAUAUUCCAACAGGUUACGUUAUAGAACAACAGAAAUUAGAUGCCUACGUCCACUCCGGGAGGGUCCGAAAUCUUCGAGAAGCUCGCUUCCAUGAAAGAAAAGUUGCCUUUUAUUUUAACUAUCUGGACCAAGAGAACACUUGCUUGUCCUUCACCAUACAGAGAUGGUAUCCAGUUGCCAACAUGACAAGAUGGCUACCUGUUAGAGUUUACGAUUAUUACGCUCCAGAACGUUUCAAUGAAACCAUGUUUGAUGUCUACAAUUUAUUCGUUUUGAGCAUUUGCCAAGUGUGUGGUUCCUACCAGUGCCCAUACUGCCCCAUUUUCAGCUGGAGUAACAACAUUGUUGCCAGUCCAAUCUUGUUAAUUACAUCUAUAUGUGCAUUAUUUUUACUUAGUCGAAAAAUCACAUUUCACAACUGAUUUCAUACAUUCGUCAGUUUCAUGAUUUAAUAAAUAAACCCCAACUGAAAAGAAUCGAUACAACCAGAUUUUGUCAUGAAAUGUACAGACUAUAUUCCAAAUUCAUGCUAUGUCACUGUGAUACGAUUUUCUGAGAUCUGCUGAAUGAAACUAACUACAUUGUAUGAGAAAAUCAUUUUUUAACAUUUAAAACUCAUAUUUAGGUUGUUAAUUUGUUGUCCAUUAUAAGGUUUGUGUGUUUUUUCUGUCAUAUUUUUUUCUCUGAGUAAUUCAUCUUUGUAUAGUUUUUAUACUGAUUAUUAAAUAUUUGUAUAUAUUUUAUUAGUGUAAUUGUUAUAUUUAAGACAAGCAUCAAAAUAUUAAAAGUAAUUUCUUUUUAUUGUUCAUUGUUUAUUCAUUAAAUGUUGGUGCUCAGUUCUGUUGAUAAAAAAUAUACAGAAUGUCGGUUUUCCUUGUGAAAAUUAGUCACUGUUAGGUUUUUGAGACUGUAUAUAAAAUAAUGAGUUUUGUUUAUUUAAAAUGUGUUUUGAUUCAUUAGUCUUUGGUAGAUGGUAUAUUUUAUGACAUUUUAUUAUCAUAUGUUUUUAGUUCAUUUUUAUGAGUUAAUUAUGUUUUUCAUAUUUUUUUGCUAGUCUAGUUGCUCCAAUUAAAAUCAUUACUAUGUACAAUAAUAUAAAACAUGAUGCAUUUUAAUACAGUACAUACUUCUAGUAUUUUUAUUUUUAGAUCUGAUUU